Gilbertella persicaria is the source of this 715-nucleotide messenger RNA. Its product is annotated as S-adenosyl-L-methionine-dependent methyltransferase. Gene Ontology annotation, molecular function: S-adenosylmethionine-dependent methyltransferase activity; protein methyltransferase activity. Gene Ontology annotation, cellular component: eRF1 methyltransferase complex. The transcript has 4 exons. The record is from RefSeq and is a predicted model, not a curated record. Lineage: Eukaryota; Fungi; Mucoromycota; Mucoromycetes; Mucorales; Choanephoraceae. The coding region runs from base 20 to 682 and encodes 220 amino acids.
UCUUUUUUAUUCUAAGAAAAUGAUAUCUACGCCUGAUUUAUCCCAUAUCCAAAAACAGGACUAUGGGCGUGUUUAUGAGCCUGCAGAGGAUACGUUUCUAUUGUUAGACGCACUUGAAGAAGAUCAAGAUCUGAUUCAGUCAAUCAAGCCACGCAUUUGCUUAGAGAUUGGAUCUGGAUCAGGUUGUGUGACAACUUUACUUGCCAAGAUAGUAGGGGACUCAAACGCAUUGUUCCUUACGACCGAUAUUAACGAGUUUGCAUGCCAAACAACCAAGCAAACAGGACUACAGAAUGCAGUCAAGCAUAUUGAGCCCAUAUGUACAUCCUUAGUAGAUGGUCUAUUGUCACGCUUAAGAAAUCAAAUAGACAUUCUUUGUUUCAAUCCUCCUUAUGUUGUCACUACACAUGAAGAAGUAGGCAGCAAAGGCAUUGAAGCAGCAUGGGCAGGAGGAAUUGAUGGAAGAGAAGUGAUUGAUGAACUGUUACCUUAUGUCAAGCACUUGUUGUCACCAAAAGGCAUAUUUUAUCUGCUUUUGAUUAAUGAAAACAAACCUGAACAAGUUGUGGAAAUCAUGCAAAAAGACUACCAAAUGAAGGCAAAGAUUGUGUCUCAACGUCGAGCUGGUAGAGAAAGACAGUUUAUUGUAAAAAUAGAACACACUAAUCUUGAGAUGCAUUGAUCAAGAGUUGUGUGUUUCUGAUCAAGGCAUUGU